GGAAUAAACGGAGGGCAGCGGCAGCAGGGGCUGAGCAUCGUGCAGAGGACAUCCCUGCAGCUGCCCCAGCUCCAGCCUCACUAGCAUCUUCCUCAGCCCCCGCAGCACCAUGAAGGUCCCUGCAGUCGCCCUGGCCACUCUGCUCCUCGUGGCCAUCUGCUCCCCAGCCGAGGCCCAGCUUGAUGACUCCCGCGUUGCUGCAUCCUCCCAAAAGCCAGGCACCAUCCCCACCCCCUGCUGCUUCUCAUUCCUGCGAACCCCCAUCCCACGCAGACUCCUCGCCUCUGCCUACACCACCAGCAGCCAGUGCUCCCAGCCAGCAGUGAUCCUGGUCACCAAGAAGGGGAAGACAUUGUGUGCAAAUCCCCAGGCGCCCUGGGUGCAGGAGCAUCUGAAGUACUUAGAGAUGCAGGAGUACUGACCCUUCCCCACUGCCAACCCAGCGCAGUGGGCUCGGCCCCCAGCAGCAGACGUGCAACAGAAUGCUUGAGCUGCAUCCUUCUUCAACGGGAAAAUUUAUUCUAAUUGACAUACAUUUGUUAAAUGGAAUUUUGUUUGCUAAGAAAGAGAAAAUACAAAAACAAUUUAAAACAUAUCAACAUGCCUGUUCAUGAGAAGCCAAGAGUUUUGAUGCCUAAAUAAAGCCUUUGGAUUAUCAAGC
This is a messenger RNA of Calidris pugnax (ruff), 661 nucleotides long. Its product is annotated as C-C motif chemokine 5-like. Gene Ontology annotation, molecular function: CCR chemokine receptor binding; chemokine activity. Gene Ontology annotation, cellular component: extracellular region. The record is from RefSeq and is a predicted model, not a curated record. The transcript has 3 exons. Gene Ontology annotation, biological process: chemokine-mediated signaling pathway; inflammatory response; positive regulation of GTPase activity. Bases 110 to 421 code for a protein of 103 amino acids. Lineage: Eukaryota; Metazoa; Chordata; Aves; Charadriiformes; Scolopacidae.